AUGUUUUGGAGAUUCGGCUUCCAUAAUGCGUCCGCAAUCGACUCCCUCCUCGACAAGGAGGACGUCGCUCUGGAAGCUAUUCUUGACGAGGACGACCUCCUUCAGGAGUGCAAAGCGCAAAACACGCGGCUUAUCGACUAUUUCUCCCGCGUCAAUGUGCUGCAACGCUUGCUGGGAUACGUAACGGGGCAGAUCGAGGGCGACGACAAGGGCAGUUUCAAAUAUCCCUAUGUUGCGACCGAAGUCUUGUGCAGCGAAAUAUGGUCCAUAGUGGAGACUUGUACCAGUCAUCCGGACCAGCUGCUCGUGCCCUUCUGGGAGACCGUCCUGGACAAGUCCCCGGAAGAGAUGAAGAGCCAGGUGAUGAUGGCCGCUCACUUUGCAAAAGUUAACGUUGCCUUCCUGAGCAAGAAACCCGCGGAGAUGCUUGCGUUCAUCCAAGCACAACCUAACAUUGUCGAACGGAUUCUACGACAUAUAGAGUCGCCCCCCUUCGCGGACCUCCUAGUCCGAAUCAUCCAGCUAGACGAACAUCCCGCUGGAGCUGGCGUUCUCGAAUGGUUAUCCAACGAAAACCUCAUGUCGCGCCUCAUCGACCUAUUAUCACCAGUGCAUAGUCCCGACAUGCACACAGUCGUCGCUGAGCUCAUCAAGGGCAUCAUUUCUAUGGCAGCGCCAUCUCCAGCUGCCGGCAUCUCUGAUGGACUGAACCACCCUCCUGCGUCGAAUGUCUUCGCCCGAGAGCUUGCGCACCGGGAUAGCGUCACGAAACUCGUCAGCUUCAUCCUAUGCGACUUCGGUCCUGAUGCAGACGUCAAGGGAAAGGUCGAUGCUUCUUAUACUCCAGAAUCUGCUGCGUCCUCAGUCAUUCAAUCCAUCUGCAUCAUCAUCGAGCUUAUACGGCAGAACAACUCGGACUACUUUGAGCCCUACCUCUUCCACACAGUACGUCAGCGCCUCAUACAAGUCCAACAGCAACUGCAGAUGAACCAGGAAGGCGCACGAGAAGGCUUAGAGGCAGCUAUGAAGGAGAUGGUCAAUCGCAUGGGUGUUGUUCAUCUUGGCCCGGUCCUGGAGCUUAUGUGCGAUCACCUCGACAAGCUACAGCGGUACCUCAAGGGGCCUCGAUCUCUGAACGGACCUGUCCUAACCACUCUUGGAGCACUACCGCCGCUCACGUUCGAGCGUUAUCGAAUAUGCGAACUAUAUGCGGAACUCCUGCAUUGUUCGAACAUGUCGCUGCUCAACCGUCCGCAAGAGUACGACCAUUUGUACGACGCCCAAGGUCGUUUGCAGGGCGGUCUGUCUGCUCUUGAGGAACUGGCGCAGGUCAUUGCCAUCGGAAAUGGGUCUGGUAACGACGAUGGGAUGGACGACGACGACGAAGACGCUGAGACGGAGUCUGCUCAUGAGUUUCCCGUAUCACACGCACCAUCGUCGUCCCUGAUCGACUCCGACGAGGAUAUGAGCGGUGGCAGUUCGGACGAGGAGGCCAUGGAGGAGAUUGCCAUGUACGAUUCCCAACACGAACCGACUUCCAGUCUUCAGGGGUCUCCCUCCGAACAGCCCUCAAAUCGAGUCGGUUCACCCAUUAGGUUGUCGGCGCCCAUACCCGCUGUGUCGACAUCACCUGGCGACAUUUCUUCUUUCCCGCAACGUCAGAACUCCUGGCAGUCGGAUACAGAGGGUCCUCAAUCUAGACCGCGUUCAGCUAGUUCGCGUAGGAGCAUUCGGAGAUCUAAGUCAGAAUUGCCCAUUGGUCGUCCAGUGCUCGGAGAGAGGCUCAAGCAGCGUUUCCUGGAAGCCAAUGUGGCGUCGACAUUGCUGGACCUGUUCUUCGAGUUUCCCUGGAAUAACUUCUUGCACAGCGUCGUUUACGAUCUCAUACACCAGAUUUUGACUGGGAGGGUCGACGGCGGGUACAACCGGGAAUUGACAGUCGCCUUGUUUCGUGACGCAAGGCUCAUGCACCGCAUCAUUGAGGGUUCAAAACGCAACGAUGCGGAGAGCGAGAAACCUAAGGGCGUCAGGUUAGGCUACAUGGGCCACUUAACGCUCAUUUCCGAGGACGUUAUCGGUGCCCUGGAACACCUUCCUCCCGACCUCCGCCUGCAGAUCGCUCAGUACGCGCCUCAACCUGAGUGGGAUGAGUACGUCACUGGUCGCUACAAAGAAACCAAGAAGAAGGAUACCAGUCUUCUUGGCGGAGGCAAGCCAGUCGUUGCUCCAGCUAUGCGGAAUGGUGCGGCGCAAUGGAAGGUCGACGAGGCAGACGCAGUUGCAGCGGCAGCUGGGCGUCCAGCGGGGGAUGAGAAACAAGGAGGACCGGAAGUGAAGGGCGAAUUCCGGAGAACAUCAAGUCGAAGGGAAGGUAGCGCGGACUUCGGCAAUAUGCCGAUAGACGAUGACGACGACGAGUAUAAUUCUGCUCCGCCCCGCUUUGCGAAUUAUCUGGUCCAGGAGAUGCAAUCCUCCGAUCACCUUAGUUCCUCAGACGAAGCAUCUGAUGACGAAGAGGACGGCGGCUGGCUUGCUCAGUCGACGUUCGAGCUGCGACCACCUCCUGUGACCGCUCGUCAGCAUGACAACGGACGGAGACCUCUGAGCUCAUCCGGAUUUGACGAUACGUUUGCGCCUCCAUCGUCGUCGCACAAUUCUUUCCAAGAUCCCUUCGAGGACGAUGCUUUCGGACCUUUCUCCGACUCGGCCGCGGCCAACGGCAGCGAUCCGUUCACGUUCGAAACGACAACUGCAGCUGACGGAUUCAUGAACGACAGUUCAUUUGAGUCUUUCGGAGAUUUCGGCGAUUUCCAGACGGCCGGCUCAGAUUCCUUCGGGGAUGGGGGCUCGCUCACACCCACCGGGGCGGAUAGCUGGAGCUUUGCGAGCGCAUCCAGUACGGGCUCCUUUGACGAAGCAGGAGGGCUGGAACGCCGAUCGGCUGAAGGUAACAGGGAGCAAGACGAACGGACUGCCCGCGACAACAACUAG
Dichomitus squalens LYAD-421 SS1 is the source of this 2991-nucleotide messenger RNA. RefSeq names its product SAPS-domain-containing protein. Gene Ontology annotation, cellular component: nucleus; cytosol. Lineage: Eukaryota; Fungi; Basidiomycota; Agaricomycetes; Polyporales; Polyporaceae. The record is from RefSeq and is a predicted model, not a curated record. Bases 1 to 2991 code for a protein of 996 amino acids. Gene Ontology annotation, molecular function: protein phosphatase binding; protein phosphatase regulator activity. The transcript is spliced from 11 exons.